Molecule: messenger RNA, 1422 nt
Organism: Wickerhamiella sorbophila
Lineage: Eukaryota; Fungi; Ascomycota; Dipodascomycetes; Dipodascales; Trichomonascaceae
Product: Cell division control protein 3
Exons: 2
Coding region: 1-1422 (473 amino acids)
Biological process (GO): cytoskeleton-dependent cytokinesis
Cellular component (GO): cell division site; septin ring; microtubule cytoskeleton
Molecular function (GO): GTPase activity; molecular adaptor activity; GTP binding
Source: RefSeq, a predicted model, not a curated record
AUGGCAACAGGACUAGCCGAAUUAAAUGGUGUAGCAAACGGGUUCCACCCGCACCAAGUACCCUCCCUCGAUGGUGAGCUUGAUCGUGAAGAUGUUGUAGCCGACGCUCAGUCGCUUAGCGUUGCGGUCGCCCAGGCGGGUAAUCACAAUGGCCCCGACGGAGGUGCUCUAAGUGUUACCACUGAAGCAUCUGUUAUUCGUCGCAAGCUCAACGGGUUCGUUGGUUUCAGCAACCUGCCUCAGCAGUGGCACCAAAAGAGUCUUCAAAGAGGAUUCAACCUGAAUGUUAUGGUUGUCGGUGAAAGUGGCCUGGGUAAAACUACACUGCUAACAACGCUUUUUGAAACAAGACUGCAAGGAGGUGAUAGUCAGUCUGCUGUUCGAGCUGACGGCGACCUGAAGUCCACUGUUGACAUCAAGCCGUUCACGGCUGACCUCGAGGAGAACGGCGUCAAACUACGCCUUACUGUUAUCGACACGCCAGGAUUUGGCGACUAUGUCAAUAACAGCAACUCUUGGAAGCCCAUUAUUGACGAAAUCGAUGGCCGCUACGACCAGUACUUGGAGGCUGAAAACUCUGUCAACCGCUCCCGUAUUCCCGACAACCGUGUGCAUGCUUGUCUUUACUUUAUCGAACCAACUGGUCAUUCUCUGAAACCAUUGGAUAUCAACGUCAUGCGCAAGCUACACCAGAAGGUCAACUUGAUUCCGGUCAUCGCGAAAUCGGACACUCUUACCGAGGCCGAGCUGGAGCAGUUUAAGAAUACGAUUCGAACUGACAUUGCUUAUCAGGGGAUCCAGAUCUUCCAACCACCCCGCUAUUCUGACGAUGAUGAAGAAACUCAGGCUGAAACGGCUGAGCUUGUUGCAAAAUUCCCCUUUGCAGUAAUUGGAUCUACCGAACUGGUUGCUACGCCGGACGGCCGGAACGUUCGUGGCCGCCAGUAUCCUUGGGGUGUUGUUGAGGUUGACAAUGAAGAGCAUUGUGAUUUUGUAAAGCUUCGAUCACUGCUCGUGCGAAGCCAUCUUGAAGACCUCCGGGAGCACACGGCCAACGCUCUCUAUGAGAAUUACCGUACGCAGAAGAUGCUUAGCAUGGGCAUCCAGCAGGACUCCACUGUUUUCAGAGAAGUUAACCCUGCACUGCGUCAAGAGGAGGAACGAGCAAUGCACGAGCAGCGCUUGGCUAAAAUGGAAGCUGAGAUGCGCGCUGUUUUCCAACAGAAGGUUACCGAGAAAGAACAGAAACUUAAGAAGAGCGAGGCAGAUCUCUUUGCACGUCAUAAGGAAAUCAAGGAACAGCUCGAAAGACAGCGGGCAGAAUUGGAGGCACGCAAAGCCAAACUGGAGGCUCAAGCUCCUCCCGUGCCCGCUACCGUUCCAUCGAGCGACGACAAGAAGGGCCGGAAGUUCAAGUUCUAA